AUGGCGAUUAGGGCGGCGUGGGGGCAGCUGCGCUACUCGGUGCCCGAGGAGCUGCCCAAGUGGGACGCGGACUGGGGGCAGAACGCGCGCGUGCGCUACCGGCUGGCGGAGGGGCGCGUGCGGGGCGCGCCGCUGUCGUCCUACGUGUCGGUGCAGGCGGAGACGGGCGCGCUGUACGCGCUGCGCUCGUUCGACUACGAGGAGGUGCGCGAGGUGGAGAUGUGCGCGGCGAGAGAAGGGCGGUGGGGCCGGAGGCAGCGAGCGCUGCUGUGCUGCGUGUUGGUGGCAGCGUGGGAGGCGGCGUGGGGACAGCUGCGCUACUCGGUGCCCGAGGAGCUGCCCAAGGGCUCUUUCGUGGGCGACGUGGCCAAGGACCUGGCGCUGCAGCUGGCGGCGCUCCGCGAUCGCGGCGCCCGAGUGGUGUCGGCAGAUAGGACGCAAUAUUUUGCUCUGCAUGCGAACAGCGGCCACCUGGUGACGGCAGAGAGGCUAGAUAGAGAGCAGCUGUGCCGGCUGGUGGAGCGAUGUGUGCUGCGCUGUGAGGUGAUCGUGGAGGGUGAGAUGAAGGUCUACGGUAUCGAAGUGGAAAUCACGGAUAUUAACGACAAUGCCCCCAGCUUCCGAGAGUCCGAACCGGAACUGAGAAUAAGCGAGAUGACUGCUCCUGGGUCGCGCUUUCCCCUGGCCGAGGCUCGCGACCCGGACGUGGGAGUGAAUUCCCUGCAGAGCUACGAGCUGAGCGGCGACGAGCACUUCUCGCUGUCCGUGCAGGCGGGAGCCGACGGCGAGAAGCGUCCCGAGCUGGUGCUGGCCAAGGCGCUGGACCGGGAGGAGGCGGCGUUUCACGAGCUGGUGCUGAGGGCGAUCGACGGCGGCGAGCCGGCACGGACGGGCAUGGCGCGCAUCCGCGUGUCUGUGCUGGACGCCAACGACAACGCGCCCGUGUUCAGCCAGGCGGUGUACGCGGUGCGCGUGCCCGAGGACGUGCCUGUGAGCUCUACCCUGCUCACACUCACGGCCACUGACGCCGACGAGGGAAUCAACGCGAAUGUGAAAUACUCCGUUAAGAAAGCGACAGACCUAGCAUCGGAAAUUUUCUACCUGGAUCCCGAAACAGGGAUUGAUCAGGCUGGUGAGGAGCCUGGACUUCGAGGAAGGCGACUCCUAUGAUCUCCAAGUGAUGGCACGGGACGGCGGUGGCCUAUCCGACACGGCUACGGUCUCGAUCUCGGUGACCGACGUGAAUGACUACGCGCCCGAGAUUUCGGUGCGGUCGGCGCUGAGCGAGAUCUCGGAAGACGCGCCGGCCGGGACGGU
Molecule: messenger RNA, 1317 nt
Organism: Anas platyrhynchos (mallard)
Lineage: Eukaryota; Metazoa; Chordata; Aves; Anseriformes; Anatidae
Source: RefSeq, a predicted model, not a curated record